AUGACUGUGAUCUGCGUCCUCAUCUGGACUCUCCUCUGCUGCUGCUUCACAGGUAAAGUCCAGAGAAUCCAACUCCUCUCCUCCAUGAACAUCCGUCCCUCUGAAAUGAAGCCCACAAAACCAUGACGCUGCUUUCUGUCUUUGUCUCUGUGUCCUCAGAGUCCAGAGGACAGGUCACAGUGACUCAGCCUGCAGCCAUGACCUCUGCUCCAGGAGGAAACGCACAAAUCAGCUGCACCACCAGUCAGGCUCUUUACAAAUUCAGCAAUGGCUACUUCUUAUCCUGGUUCCAACAGAAGGCUGGAGAAUCUCCUAAAGCGCUCAUUCACGGCAUCAAUGAGAGGGUGUCGGGGAUAUCAAGUCGUUUUUUAGGCAGUGGAUCAGGAUCUAGUUUCACUCUGACCAUCAGUGAAGUCAUGACUAAAGAUGCAGCAGUUUAUUACUGUCAAGGAGCGAACUACAUCAACAGUGUGUACGUGUUCACACAGUGA
Xyrichtys novacula (pearly razorfish) is the source of this 491-nucleotide messenger RNA. The record is from the annotation of a GenBank genome assembly. Lineage: Eukaryota; Metazoa; Chordata; Actinopteri; Labriformes; Labridae.